Molecule: messenger RNA, 3525 nt
Organism: Mucor velutinosus
Lineage: Eukaryota; Fungi; Mucoromycota; Mucoromycetes; Mucorales; Mucoraceae
Exons: 11
Coding region: 1-3525 (1174 amino acids)
Biological process (GO): G protein-coupled receptor signaling pathway; gamma-aminobutyric acid signaling pathway
Cellular component (GO): membrane; G protein-coupled receptor heterodimeric complex
Molecular function (GO): G protein-coupled GABA receptor activity
Source: RefSeq, a predicted model, not a curated record
AUGGAAAAUGCACCCACUCCACAGCAGCUAAAACAGUUACAAUACCAUAAAAACGACACGGAUUCAAUCGAUGAUAAUGUGAUACAAGAUUUCAAGUCAUUUCAUUGUCAUGACACUUACAACAACUAUACGUUCCAAGUGGCUCGAAGACAGGGCACCACAUUUAUCAACCCCUCCGCCAGAAACGACUCUCUCGUCGAGCUCAAGGUUGGCGUGCUGCUGCCAUUCCAUCAAAACAACAAUGGCUGGACAAGAGUCAUGACGGUGAGUGGUAUCUCUGCGAUUCGGUUAGCCGUCGCUGAAAUCAACGCACAAAACCUGAUACCCGGUGCUUAUAUCACACUUGUGGAGAAAGAUUCAUACCCAAAAGCAGUUGAAGGACAAGCAGCCAUCACGCAAGCUGUGUUUUCUGCUAUAUCACUGAUUCAAGAAGGCGUCAUUGGAGUCAUUGGUGAUAUAUCGUCUUCAUGGACAUCUCUGUCAGCGCUCAUGACCAGUACAUUGCAAAUACCGCAAUGCUCAUAUUCUGCUAUUGCAACAUCCCUGUCAGAUAAAUCGCAAUUUGGCUACUUCUUCAGAACUGCUCCUACCAACCUGCUUUACUCGGAUGCUGCAAUCACAUUCAUCAUCAGUCAAGGGUGGCCUCAACUCGGUGUGCUGUAUUCAAAUGACGAUUUUGGCCAGCAAUUAUCUGAGAACGUCGUUAUGAAGGCUCGCAUUCAUGGCAUACAUGUCAAAUCUUAUCAAUCGUUUUACGAAGAUGGACCCAAGAGCGAUAUCAAGAAAUCACUAGACACCUUUGCUGCUACGGGAGUGCGAGUGAUAUUCGUUGCAGCAGAGGGAACAGCACAGCUGGCAGCAUUGACUGUUGCGGCACACAGUGGUUACAUCAACGACAAUACAGUGUGGAUCACCAUCGAUGCUGACACCAACACACUAUUUGCAGCCGUCAACGAUUAUAACUCUAUUUUGGCUAGAAGAGAGAACAAUACUGAUAUUGUGCCGUCUAUCUAUCAAACCGCAUUCGUGAACGAGCUAUCAGCAAACUCGACCAAAGCCAAUCGAGCAUUGAAAAAACAAUCUCUGAUCGACCUGAUUGAUCCAGUGGAAUACGCUGCUCGAACAACGGAUAAUCUCAAACCUAUUGAUUUCAAUGCGACAUUUUCAGGUGGUGUAUUUACAUUUGAUAUCCUCAAAGAACUGCCAGGAUAUCCUCCUUUUGAUACUUUUUUGGAUAAAUGGUCUCAUUUAGACCCUGCCAUCUAUCCUUACGGAGGACAAAACAAUAUCAGCAGCAAUGAAGGUUUAGCUUAUUCGUGCAUGAUGGUCAUGGCGAGCGGAUUCAAUCAGACUAUUUACAACACAUCUCUGCAUUCUUCCAACAAGACCGACAUAUUGCAGAAGCUAGCCACAGGUCAAUUGGGCCAAUACUUGACACCAUCCACCUUCAACACAUCAUUUGUGGGUCCAGAGGGGCCAGUUGUAUUUGACCAAAACGGAGACAUCUCUUCUGGGAACUUUAAGCUGUAUAAUAUUCAAAAUGGCUCACAAAUUGAAAUUGGCAGAGUCAUCGCUGGGCAAAUGAACUUGACAUCCCUGCCUGUGUAUCACGAUGGCACGACAAAGGCACCUACAGGUGUUCCUGACAGAUUGUAUCUGAAUCCCGGUUACAACUCUCCUGUAACAAUUACCUUGCUUGUGAUAGCUUCUUUAGGAGCGUUUAUUGCAUUACUAAGUAUGGUAGUUGUGCUUGUAUAUAGGAAACAAGAAGUUUUUAAAGCCUCCAGUCCUUUGUUUUGCGUCCUCGAGUUGAUUGGGUUUCUGUUGGCUUAUAUUUCACUCUUCUUUUUUGUUGGCUAUCGAACACCACUCAAUUGUACUUUGAUUCCAAUCACGUUUCAUUUGGGCUACUCGCUCAUAUUAGGGAACCUGAUCGCUAAAAACUACCGCAUAUACCGCAUCUUCAACAACAUCUUUAUCACUCGAACAGUGGUGACAGACGUUCAGCUGCUCAAGGUGUCUGGCUCCAUCUUUGCUACUACAUGUAUUAUCCUGAUUGCCUGGUUUGCGUCUGGCAAAGUCUCCACAGUCAAUGUGCCUGUGUCCAAGAGUGCAUACUACACCGAUUGUGCAUUUGAAGGAGGCCCUGGACAUACUGUGUUUGUAUCUCUGCUGACGUUAUUUGGCUCAUUUCAGCUCAUAUUUGCGACCUUUUUGGCCUUCAAAACAAGUUCUGUGGGGCGAAACUAUUCGAAAUACAGCGAAUACAAGCAAAUUGGCCUGUCCGUUUACAACAUAUUCUUUUCAGUGCUGAUUGGAUUCAUCAUCUUCUUUGUGCCCACAACAGACUACUACACUCGACACUAUCUGACAGCGACGAUGAUUGUGUGGGCAACCACGUUCUCUCUGCUGACACUGUUCGUGCCCAAACUGCACGCCUUCUUCUUUCCCGACAAGGAUGAUACCUCUAGCCGUAUCGGCAAAACGUCAGAGCUAAGCGGAAGACAGCGUAACAGAAACAACGCCAUUGGCAUUGUCGACGACAAGUCGGCAUCAAGCGAUACACCUUCAGCAAGGUUUGAGUUUGACUCGUAUCAGGACGCUGAUCUCGUGAGCCUAAAUUACAUGGUCAACAACUCGUUGCAUCCGCUCAAUGAUUCCAAGGUGAAAUUGAACAACAUAUCCAGAAAAGGGCGAAUGCACGGUAUCAUGAUGGAGGUGCACGAGACCGAGGUUCCUGUCCAACAGGUGUUCAAGUACUUUCCAUAUCUGGCAGCAUGGGAGAUGAUGUCUGUUGUGCUAAUGCCUGGUAUAUCUUACUUUAGUUUCUUCUCGGAAAAAUCAAGCAAAGGAAAGGUGUUUGCUUACUCUGGCUCAUCCAUUGAGCGCUCCAGACCUAAUGAGUACAUUUUGAAAAUCCACGGUAUCGGCAUGUCCAAUGUACUGAUGCAGGUAGAAUCAGAAAAAGAACUGGUCAAGUGGAAUGAUUGGUUUAAUACUCGUGUUCAAUCCUCUCCUCCUACCAUCCACUCGUCGAUAUCAAGAACUCCAAGUAAACAUGAGGGAGAUAACUAUUUAGACGCAUCGCUGCAAUCUGCUACAUUGGAGCGACUAAAGGAUGGUGAGGGAAGCACAAAGAAAUCAGCAAAGCGGUUGACUAGACAAUCUCGUUUGGAUUCAGGCAUCACAACACAUCAUCUGCUGGCUGGCGAGGAAGAGGAUGAAUAUGACCAAGACGAGGAUGUAGAUCGAAGGGGCAGCGAAAUGACAGACGAAACACUAGAUAGCUGCUAUUUCCAGCCUGUAUUGUCCAAUGCAGAAUAUGGCAUCAGUCAAAUUAUAGCUGCUCGGGAAGCACAAGCACACCAACAGCAAGCCAUGGCCAAUACAGAUCAGGAACAUCAUGCCUCUGAAAGAUCUUCGUUUUACUCUUCUUUUGUAGAUUACUUCCCUCGUCCGACAAUGGCAAACACAGAUUCAGAGACUACAGUGGUUGCGUCUGAGAAUACUACAAAAGACAUGUAG